AAAAAAAGUUGCCCCUUUUGGGGUUUGAACCCACGCCCCUCAGUUUCACUACACUUUACAGUGAUUCUAGCCUAUUUGAAUACUCUUCAAAGUGGAGAUAGUGCAUAAGGGGUGUACUACCUUAAGGAAAAUCAAUGACCCCUGGAACGGGGCCAAUUUUCAACCUAGGGCUUUAAUUUGAACAAACUUGAUAGCCAUUUACUGGAAGAUGUUUUAUGCCAAAUAUCUAAGCUAUAGCUCUUUUGGAUUGUCAAAGUAGAGGGUUGUUUUAAUUUUUACUAUAUACAUGUAUAUAUAAGAAAAAUCAACGACCCACAUGAGCGGGGCCAAUUUUGACCAUAGGGCAUUUAUUUGAAAAAAAAUUGGUAGUCAUCCACUAGAAGAUGUUUCAUGCCAAAUAUCUUAACUCUAGCUCUUUCGGUAUUUUACAAGAUUUGUUUGUAAAAAAAAUAUCAUUCGGUUGCCAUGGCAACCAGAGAUCUUUAUGGAAUUUAAUUAUUUUAACAACUUUUGAAGAGCUUUAUAGAAGAAACAGCCCUGCAAAGUUUCAACAAAUUUAGUCAAGUGGUUUAAGAAGAGAAAUUUUUUAAAGAGAUUGUUGACGCACGCAUCGACGGACGCAUGGACGACGGGCAAUGGGCUAUCACAAAAGCUCACCUUGAGCAAGUUGUCCUCAGGUGAGCUUAAAAUGCAGGCUAGGUUUGACUGAGCUUGUUCAUUGAAGGUAUUGGAAACUGCAAGUUGCCGUCCACGCCCCCUACCAAAUUCAACAUUCAAACAUGAAAUGGCAAAAUUUUGAAUUUACAAACAUCAUCAGAUGUGUUCAUACGGCGGUUAUCAUGGAACCUUUAAUGUGACACUUCCAUGGCAAAAGCAGCAUAUGGUCCCCAAGUAAUAGAAAGCGCAUGUCCUAAACGAGAAAACAAUGGGCGAACUAAGGAUAGGUUUUGAGAAAGUACAAACUUGCGCACGUCUAGUAGAGUGACACAGUUUAUGUAGAGCUUCUUACAUUAAAUAGAAAUAUAACCUUGUCACGUAUUGCUAUGUUUAUAUUUGUGUAUGUAUAUAUAUUAAUGCUUUGUCAAUUGCUCUUUUUAGGGCUUUAGUGCAAAUAAAAAGUUCUUCUUCUUCUUCUUCAUAUAGUGUUAAAUCAGAUUGAUUACUUCCGAAGGAGUUCACCUAGGUUUGUGAAACUUAACACGUUCCAAGCCCAUGGCCAAUAAAAGGAAUAAGGGAUUUAAAGUCAUUAACUGAAGAUCAAUAGGCAAUAAUUCUAAAAUAUUUUUUUCUUAAUUACUUAAAAAUACAAACACCUAGAAUUGUGAAAGAGUAAGGAUACUGAAUAGCAAAUACUUGAUAGUUUUUGAGCUUAAAAAGCACAAGGUUUAAGGUCUUAGAGACAAUUUUUCCAGUCCUUUAACAUAAGAAGGAAUAAUUAUGUUAAAGUAUGUGAAACUUCUGAUUAAUGGUUCUGAAAUACUAUACUUGUUCAGAUUUUUAUACUUCACAACAGCAUAUGUUCGAACAAAUGUAGAUGUAAUAAUUCCCGGGUUUCGCAUGUUUUCAAUUUCAUUAUCUUUACUUUUAUUAUUUGGUUUACUAUUUUUUUAUUUGACAGAGCUCAAAAGCAAAAUUAACAUAAAAUACGGUUACUUAAAAAGAAAGGGAGAAGAUAUAUCUCUGGAAUUUUCUUCAGACGAAAAUGCAACGAAAAGCGCCCUCUUUGAAACAUCUGAUGUUACAGUAUCGUCAUACGAUAAAACAACAUCCAUGUCAGGUUCACAAUCCUCAUCAACAACAUCUGUUUUAGAAUCGGUUCGUACCAUAAGUUCCUUGUCACCAGAGACAUUAACAGAGGAAAGCCCUCUAAACGUAGAGAAACAAAUGGAUCAAAAUUCUGAUGUUGGAGUUACUAUUGGAAUUUCGGUUACUUCUGCCAUGAUCGUCGUUGCUAUUGUUGUAAUAUUUGUGACAUUAAAGAGACGUGGGAAAAUUACAACAAAAUGUUUCAGAAAAGAGAAAUCUGAAUGUUCUCCAUACAUUUCUACGGAAAUGCGCCCCAGCUCUAAACAUGAUAAAAAUGCCUACGAAAUGUCUUUAGGUUCUUCUUAUGAUCAAAUUGAUGAUUUAGGACUCCCAUCAGAACGUUGCUCUGAAAAUGAAGGAACUGAUAAUGUCAUUAGCGGACACACCUACUAUAUCCUUGAAACACAUACAUGGGAAUCAAAUACCGAUGAAAACAUUGAAAAUAUGACACACACAGAAACAAGCAAUGUUUAUAACAAACUGAACUCAAAUGGAAAUAUAACUGGAGGCAGUAAAUCUGAAAAUACGUACGAUUCUACAGAAAGGGUAGCCAUGAAAUUAAAAGCUCAGCACGAUAAGAAUCUAGAUGAAGAUGCAACGGAAAACACAUAUAAUCAUACGAGUAGUAGACGUUUAGUUAAGAUAGGCAAAACCGACAACGUAUACGGCGUUCUUAACAAAAUUGAAGGUGAAUACGAUUUUGUUGAUACAAGAAAUGUAAAGAGCCAGUUCAAUGGAGGAGAGACGUACAGUCAUAUCAUAAAGAAAAAUUAAAGGGUUGUAGUGUAAUACUUUGAUCAAUUCAAACUUUAAUGUUGUCGAAAUAACAUUCAAUAACUGAGUAAACUAUCUAUUUUGUUUUCAUAUAAUUUUUUAUGAUCAAUGGAUUCGGAUUCAAUUAAAUUAAUCGAUUGCAUGUAAUAUAUUUAAAAGGAUGGUUGCGUUUUAUGCAUUCAUUUUGUGUAUAAAUAAACUCUGGUAUUUUAAGCGUUGCUGUAGGCAUAUACAUGUAACAUCAAUAUAAUGUACAAUUCAGAUUAAAGUAGUAACUGCAAUACAAUUUAACAAAACAAUUUUAAUAUACAAAUAUUGCAAAAUUAUUUUGUACUUUUUAAGUGAGUUGGCUUACAAUUAAAAACAACAUAUUUAAAUGUCCAUUCUGAAUCACUUUGCAUUUUAUUUUAUUUAUUUCUGGCUAAGAAUAUCCAAAUGAUAUAAUUUCUAGUGGGCUUUUGUUUUUGUUUUAUUGUUUUUUUUUAUUGUUUUUAAAUAUUUGAGCUGCUUACAAUAUGAUAAAAAAAUAUGUGCCAAAUGUAGACCAAUCCGCUUUUAACAAUCGUAAAUUUAAUCAUAAGCAAAUAAUUGAUAAUUAUAUUUUUUUUCACAUAGUAACUUUACCAUGAACUAAUUUGACAGUUUAUUUUCCAAAAUGUUUGUAUUUUUAACAAUUGAUAAGUCUUAUUUUAAGCUUCCUUUCAGCCCAUUGAGUUUGGAACAAUACAUUUUCUUUUGCAUAAAUAAAUAUAUCUUUUGGCAAAAUAUGUUAUAACUUUCAAAAAUUUUCUUGGGAUUUCCAAAACUAACAGUUUUGCAAUCUAUCUCAAAGUUUACAUUAAAUGAUUUGACAUGUUCAGUAAUAUCUGCUGUAAAUGAUUUUAUUUUAUCAUAUUCCCAAAAACAAGUGAAAUUGUGUUUAACUCUCAUCUUUACCGAAAAAACAUUUGUCAUCAGUCACAAUAUUCUUUUGUUUUUAUACAAAGUAUUUGUAGCUUAAAUUCUAUGCAAAAGCUUAGUUUGAAAACAUUUCAAAGAAGUAUUAUUUGUUAGUUUAUAAAUCCAACUGUAUAGAUGUCGACACUCCAAAGGAACUUUCUUAAAAACACUACACCAUGCAGCUUGAGAUGUAGGCUUUUUGUUAUAGGUUGUUAAUAUAUUGUAAAUAAUAGAAGUACCGUGUUAACAUAGUAAUAUAGGUUUAAAAUAACAUGGCAUCAAGGGAAGGUGUGGGGAAUAUAUUUGUCACUGAUUAAUUCUUUUCUGUCUUUUACAUAGUAUUUUAUGCUUUAAUUGUAAGAAAUUUUUAUGUAAGCCAGAUUUUCUAUCAAAUUCAUGAUUUGUUAUAAAAUUUCAGCUAGCGUCCAAUACAUAUAUGACAAAUCGAAUCCCUUUUACAUACCAAUCCUUAAAGAACACAUGUCUAUGAUCUAUUGUAAAGUUUUGAUUAUAAAACAAUGGCAUACUACAGAAAUUGUCCUUACUAUCAAUUGGGAAAUUGUUUAUGAAAUCAAUGUAACAUUUAACAACAUCUUUCCAAAAUUAAUUGUUUCAGUUAUCAUGUACUAUUUCUGCAUACAAUCUUCGACAAUUGAACAUUUUUUCCAGUAUGUAUAAUAACAUAAGCUAAUGCAUAAGGGUUCCUUCUCGUAAUCGUUCAGUUACUGCACCGACGUUUUGACAUAUUGUUUUAGAUCUUUCUCUGGUGUGUUUUAUUACCUUUACUAUCUCUAUUGGAGUCUUCAUGCUCUGAUUUUAAGCCUUCAUAGUGCGUAGCCAAUCAAAUCACUGUGAGAGUUUGGAGUUUUUUGCCAUUAAUUUUGCAUUAGAUAACCAACAUGUUAUCUAAGAGCGCUACAGCCGUCGCGUCUUUUUGCAUAUUAAAUCAUCAGAGCUGUCCGCGCCAUUUGUAAUAGUAUCACUUAAUUUCAUAAUUUUGAUUCUGCUUAUAUGUACCCUUGUAUAAGAACUAAUUGUGAACAGUACAUAUACUGUAAUUGUUUGAUGACCGGGUACAUAGACUGCAAUCGUUUGAGAACAGUAUGUAUACAGUAUAUAUUUGUGAACAGUACAUCUACAUAAUUUUUUAACAGUACUAUAAAGUUAUUAUUUGUGAACAGUACUUUU
Molecule: messenger RNA, 4707 nt
Organism: Ruditapes philippinarum (Manila clam)
Lineage: Eukaryota; Metazoa; Mollusca; Bivalvia; Venerida; Veneridae
Exons: 4
Coding region: 1438-2580 (380 amino acids)
Source: RefSeq, a predicted model, not a curated record